Messenger RNA from Sardina pilchardus (European sardine), 2395 nucleotides. Its product is annotated as forkhead box protein G1-like. Gene Ontology annotation, cellular component: nucleus. Bases 86 to 1153 code for a protein of 355 amino acids. Gene Ontology annotation, biological process: regulation of transcription by RNA polymerase II. The record is from RefSeq and is a predicted model, not a curated record. Gene Ontology annotation, molecular function: sequence-specific double-stranded DNA binding; DNA-binding transcription factor activity. The transcript has a single exon. NCBI's taxonomy places the organism in Eukaryota, Metazoa, Chordata, Actinopteri, Clupeiformes, Clupeidae.
CCUUCAUGCAUGGAAUACCCUGUUCAUAUCGUCUCUGAUCUCUUACCUUUAAAACGCAAAAUCGAAGGUUUAUUGUAAUUGCGGCAUGGGAGAUCAGAAAGAGCCGACGAUGGUCCACAGAUCCACCUCGUUUAGCAUUAAGAGUCUGCUUCUGCCCUCGAAAAGUGACAAACCGGAGCCUGACAUCUCAGAGAAAACCCCUCUUCCUUCGGGGUCAGACUCAGAAAAAUCCCUGGAACCGGCCGAAAUGGAGUCUCCACCAUCAGAACCGGAAAAAUCAAAAGAGGAUGACGGCCAAACUCCGCGAACGACCGAGACCAGCAAGACCGGAAAAUUUGACAAGCCACCAUUCAGCUACAACGCUUUGAUCAUGAUGGCCAUUAGGCAAAGUCCUGAAAAACGGCUCACACUUAACGGAAUCUACGAGUUCAUCAUGAAAAACUUUCCCUACUACCGGGAGCACAAGCAAGGCUGGCAAAAUUCUAUUCGCCACAAUCUUAGUCUAAAUAAAUGUUUCGUCAAAGUGCCAAGGCAUUACGACGACCCAGGAAAGGGAAACUACUGGAUGCUAGACCCCUCAAGCGAUGAUGUAUUCAUCGGGGGCACCACAGGGAAACUUCGGCGGCGGUCCGCUACCUCCAGGGGUAAACUUGCGAUGAAGAGAGGACUUCGUUUUGCGCCUCUCGGUUUGGGAAUAAAUGACAGAGCAAACAACCCUCUCUAUUGGCAAAUAUCUCCAUUUCUAUCUUUGCACACCCCGCACUAUAACGGAUCAUCUCCUGGAUUUCUGAAUCAAGGGCAUGCGUAUGGCUCCUUACUCCCUGGAGUUGAACAGCUUGGUAACGGGGACCUAUCACGGCCCAUUCUUGGAGGUUCUUCUGGACCGCUGGGUUUAGCUAAUAGCUAUGGUAUGAACACCUCUCCUGUUGGUUUACUAUCAGGACAGAGCGGUUACUUCGUCUCGGGGAGUCAGCAUCCACCGCCACUUCAGCAGAGCGCGGCUGGGUUCGGGGUGCCUACCAGCUCUCCGCCGUCCCUACUCUCGGAGUCGCUCAGAACCUCUUUGCCGUCUUUUAACCCCGGCGUCUCAAGCGGAUUCUCGAGCGUCCUGUCCCAUCAGAAAAGAGUUGCACACAGCUCUUUUUUGAACUGAUCCAAAUGUGACCACAGGAUGUGUAAUAAGGGAUGUGUAAAAAAAAUCGACACUGACUUGUAAUAAUGGCAUAUCCUGUGUGAAAAAGACACAAUAAGUGCGGGUUAAAUUAAUAGUUAAAUGGCCAUAUUAGUGCUUUCUGGAGUGCGCGCGCCAUUUGGUCACAUAGGCUAAUUGAAGGGACAAAGUUUGUUACCUUUAGGUUAUAAACUGACUCUAGACUUGCCAAAGGUAACGAUAUAUCUCAUAUUUAUAUAUCUUGUGUAAACAACUUCAUUGCUUUGGAUAGGUUGGUUAAUUUAUGUUUUAUAUUUAUUUCAAAAUGUAUUUAAGUCCUAUUGUCCUUGUCUCCGUCAGUAUUGAGCUACCCAGAGCGAUAUAAAUUAUUUAUGUAAAUAUGAAUUAUUGCUUUCCGUUCUUUUCGUGGAAAAGCGCCUUAAACAAAUCAGGGUUACAAACACGAAGAGAGAGACAUCUGAAUCUUCUCAGGUUCUUCUAGGUUCAGCCUACUGUAAUUAUGUAACGUGGGCUACUGCUGUAUUCUUGUACAUAAUAAUCAGUGUUAUAGUCUAUAAACCAUUUUAGACAACAGACUGAAUUAUAUACUUAAAUUUAUUUCCGUUUUCUUUGUGUGUCAGACUGAGAGAUCCAUAGCGUCGACUGAUUCGUUAUGCGCAUGCACAUGCCAUGUCAACCGGCUGCAUGAUAGUGGGCCUCAGUAUGUUAGCAUGUCAUAUAGAAAAUCAUCUAUUCAUUUCGUUAACAACGAGGAGAUCCAUUUGUAUUUGUUGUGUUCAACAGUACCAUAAGGCUUACUGUUUUGAUCAUGUUUCUUUUGUAGGUCCAGAAUUUCUCAAAUGGAAUUCAAGAGAAAGAUAGGAAAAAAAAAAAAAAAAAAAAUCAAAUCCGGACCCAGAAUAUGAUCUCAAAGCUGACAUUUAUUUUUAAAUAUUUUUUUAAAAGACAAGUCCUCAUUCCAUAGCACUUAUUUCAUUGAAGAAUGAGUCUACAUUUCUUCAAAAUUCCCACCAGAAAUGUAUCCACUUUCAAAUUGAUUUACAUGAAAAUACAAAGCGUGUAGGCUAGGCUACUAGUGAACCACGUGCAUGAGUUUCACACAAAAAAUCCCAAGACAUUUUACUGUAUAAUUUCGUAUAAGUUGUAAUUGUUUAUUUCUCAAUAUUGCAUUUUUUGAUGUCGGGAUUUUAUAUGCAAAAUCUUUCUACGUUUUGCACUUUCAGU